This is a messenger RNA of Australozyma saopauloensis, 327 nucleotides long. Its product is annotated as NEDD8-conjugating protein. NCBI's taxonomy places the organism in Eukaryota, Fungi, Ascomycota, Pichiomycetes, Serinales, Metschnikowiaceae. The coding region runs from base 1 to 327 and encodes 108 amino acids. The transcript has a single exon. The record is from RefSeq and is a predicted model, not a curated record.
AUGUUCCGAUUUGUGGUAGAGAUUUCACAGAAUUUUCCAAUUGACCCACCUAAGAUUCGAUGCUUACAGAAAAUCUACCAUCCCAACAUAGACUUGGAGGGAAACGUGUGUCUCAAUAUUUUGCGUGAGGAUUGGCUGCCGGUGCUAUCACUCAAUUCUGUAUUGAUCGGGUUGAACUUUCUAUUUUUGGAGCCAAAUCCCAACGAUCCUUUGAACAAGGAUGCUGCCAAUAUGUUGGUGAAGAACCCACAGAUGUUUACGAAGAAUGUCCGUCUGUCAAUGCGCGGUUCCUACGUAGAUGGUGAGACUUAUGAUCGGGUAGUAUGA